AUGUUGUCCAGAUUGUCAAUUAGAAGUGCAAGAAGUCUUGGUUUAGCACAAGCUACCAGACCUAUCUCUGCCACCGUUCCAGCUUUCAAGUCCACAUAUGAUUCUCCAGAUUUCACCCACUACUUGAACAACUCUAAGGGCUCUUCCGACAAGUCCAGAGACUUCACCUAUUUCAUGGUUGGUUCCUAUGGUGUGUUGGGUGCUGCCGCAGCCAAGUCCACCGUUGAAGCUUUUUUGACUACCAUGUCCGCCUCUGCAGAUGUUUUGGCCAUGGCUAAGGUCGAAGUCAAGUUGGGCGCUAUCCCAUUAGGUAAGAACGUCGUCGUCAAGUGGCAAGGUAAGCCAGUUUUCAUCAGACACAGAACUCCAGGUGAAAUCGAAGAGGCCAACGAAGUCGACAUCUCCAAGUUGAGAGACCCACAAGCCGACUCCGACAGAGUCAAGAACCCAGAAUGGUUGGUCAUGUUGGGUAUCUGUACCCACUUGGGUUGUGUCCCUAUCGGUGAGGCCGGUGAUUUCGACGGUUGGUUCUGUCCUUGUCACGGUUCCCACUACGAUAUCUCAGGUAGAAUUAGAAAGGGCCCUGCUCCAUUGAACCUGGAAGUCCCACAAUACGAAUUCGCAGAUCCAGAAACUUUGGUUGUUGGUUAA
Molecule: messenger RNA, 651 nt
Organism: Pichia membranifaciens NRRL Y-2026
Lineage: Eukaryota; Fungi; Ascomycota; Pichiomycetes; Pichiales; Pichiaceae
Exons: 2
Coding region: 1-651 (216 amino acids)
Biological process (GO): mitochondrial electron transport, ubiquinol to cytochrome c
Cellular component (GO): membrane
Molecular function (GO): quinol-cytochrome-c reductase activity; 2 iron, 2 sulfur cluster binding
Source: RefSeq, a predicted model, not a curated record